This is a messenger RNA of Lagopus leucura (white-tailed ptarmigan), 5566 nucleotides long. RefSeq names its product angiomotin like 1 (gene AMOTL1). Bases 249 to 2915 code for a protein of 888 amino acids. The record is from RefSeq and is a predicted model, not a curated record. The transcript has 14 exons. Gene Ontology annotation, cellular component: cytoplasmic vesicle; bicellular tight junction; plasma membrane. Gene Ontology annotation, biological process: regulation of cell migration; establishment of cell polarity involved in ameboidal cell migration; actin cytoskeleton organization. NCBI's taxonomy places the organism in Eukaryota, Metazoa, Chordata, Aves, Galliformes, Phasianidae.
UGGCCGCGGUGCUGCCGGGGGCGGCGGGGCGCGGAGCCGGAGGCUCCUCAGCUGCAUGCUACAAGCCCACCAGCCCAGGCCAGAUACUGGAGGACACUGGCUUUCUUUAUCAGGACCACCAGUUGUUUGCUGGCAGGCAUGACAUUUCUCCACUAACAGCUGAAGCUGUCAGUGCUAAAGAAAAAGCUGCCGAGGAAACCCUCUGCACCUUGCACCCUCCAGCCUUCCUCCGGAGCUCAGAGGUGGAGAUGCGAGGCUCGGAGGAGGUGGCAGCCGGCACGGUCCUGCAGCGUCUGAUCCAGGAGCAGCUGAGGUAUGGCAACCCCAGCGAGAACAUGAACCUGCUGGCCAUCCAGCACCAGGCAACGGGCAGCGCCGGCCCCUCCAACAGCACUGCCAGCACUCUCUCUUCCACAGAAAACCUCGCGCCCGAGGACCCACAAAUGGUCCAGCCGUCGGCGCGGCAGGAACCGCAGGGGCAGGAGCACCAGGGGGACGGUGCUGCGAUGGAGAAGCAGCCCCGGGCCGCGCAGCCCCCACACAGCAGCGAGGAGCUCCCCACCUACGAGGAGGCCAAGGCCCAGUCGCAGUAUUUCCGGGGGCAGCCGCCGGCGGGGCCGGGGUUUUAUGUCGCCGGCACCUCUGGCCAGAAGUCCAGGACGGAGGGGAGGCCGACGGUGAGCCGGGCCGGCAGCGGGCAGGCACAUAAGGACGAUGCGCUGAAGGAGCUGAAGCAGGGCCACGUGCGCUCGCUGAGCGAGAGGAUCAUGCAGCUCUCACUGGAGAGGAACGGGGCCAAGCAGCACCCACCUGCCCCGGCAGGCAGCAAGGGGCCGAAGGCCGCCCCGACACCCAGCAAAGGCAUGGACCCGCGAGGCCCGCCGCCCGAGUACCCUUACAAGGCCAAGGUGGCGGCGGCGGUGUCCCCCAGCAGCAAGGCCCCUGAUCAUGGGCUCUUCUAUGGCGAGCAGCACCCGGCAGGGCCGCAGGACGUCCUCAAGGCCUCCUAUGUGGCCCCGCAGCCCUCCAGGACCGAGGUGGCCGUUGUCCGUUACCAGCCGCCCCCAGAGUAUGGGGUGACCAGAGCUAGCUCCCACUUAGCUGCACUAAUUGUGGUAACACAUCACAGUGCAGACUGGCUGUCAGCUGCAUUUGCACAAGUUUAUGGAGCACCUUUUGCAUUCCGACAAUGCCAGCCUCCCUUCCCGCCGCCGCCGGCCCAGCAGCACAGCCCCAUGUCCUCGCAGGCCUCCUCCGCUGCCGGCCCUCUGCUUCCAGGCUCCUUGCCUCCACUGCCAGCCCCCUCCACUGCCCAGCCACCUAUGCCACCUGGCCAGCAGCUGACACCUGACGCCUUCGCCAUCGUGGAGAGGGCGCAGCAGAUGGUGGAGAUGCUCUCCGAGGAGAACCACGUGCUGCGGCAGGAGCUGGAGGGGUACUAUGAGAAGGCAGACAAGCUGCAGAAGUUUGAAAUAGAGAUUCAGAGGAUUUCAGAAGCUUAUGAGGGCCUGGUCAAGACCACCACUAAAAGGGAGUCUCUGGACAAAGCGAUGAGAAACAAACUGGAAGGAGAAAUUAGGAGACUUCAUGAUUUCAACAGGGAUCUCCGUGAACGACUGGAGACAGCCAACAGGCAGCUUGCCAGCAGAGACUUCGAUGGGCAUGAGGAUAAGUCAACAGAGGGCCUUUAUGUCACUCAGAACAAGGAACACUUGAAAGAGAAGGAGAAGCUGGAGAUGGAGCUGGCAGCCAUGCGCUCUGCCAAUGAGGAUCAGCGCAGGCACAUUGAAAUCCUUGACCAGGCCCUAAACAAUGCUCAAGCCAAAGUCAUCAAACUGGAAGAGGAGCUGCGUAGGAAGCAGGCCUAUGUGGAGAAGGUGGAGAAGCUACAACAGGCACUGACACAACUUCAGGCUGCCUGUGAGAAGAGGGAGCAGAUGGAGCGACGGCUGCGCACACGCCUGGAGCGGGAGCUGGACUCACUGCGCAUGCAGCAGAGGCAGGGCAGCUUCCAGCCCAGCAGCCUCCCCGAGUACAAUGCGCCGGCACUGAUGGAGCUGGUGAGGGAGAAGGAGGAGCGGAUCCUGGCCCUGGAAGCCGACAUGACCAAGUGGGAGCAGAAGUACCUGGAGGAGAGCACCAUUAGGCACUUUGCCAUGAAUGCUGCAGCCACGGCUGCAACGGAGAGGGACACCUCGGCCCCCAGCCACUCACACAACGGCAGCUAUGGCGAGAGCACACUGGAGGCACGGGGCUGGCAGGAGGAGGAGGAAAUUGUGCAGGCCAACCGGCGCUGCCAGGACAUGGAGUACACAAUAAAGAAUCUCCAUGCAAAAAUAAUCGAGAAGGAUGCCAUGAUCAAGGUCCUUCAGCAGCGCUCACGGAAGGAUCCCGGCAAAGCCGACAGUGCCAGCCUGCGACCCGCUCGCUCCGUGCCCUCCAUUGCUGCUUCUGCGGGCACACACUCACGCCAGACCUCGCUCACCAACAACCAGAUCACUGAGGAGAAGAAAGAGGAGAAGAUCUGGAAGGGAAGCAUAGGGCUGCUCCUGGGGAAGGAGCACCACGAGCACCCGCCGGGCCCCACGCUGCCUCCCCCUCUGCCCUCCUUGUCAUGUGCACCCGUGCCGGCACCAGCAGCCUCCCACGUGAAGACGGGCAGCAAGGACAACAGCACCCAGACCGACAAAAACACCGAGCUCUUCUGGCCCGCCACCGCCUCCUUCCCCGGCCGUGGCCGGCUGGGCACCACCCCGACACACAGCCCGGUACCACGGCCCGCGGGGGCACGGCCAGCCGGGGAGAAACUGGAGAACUCCAGCCACGGAAAGCUGCCCGACAGCAAAGGCAGGGUGAGCAGCUUGCUCCACAAGCCUGAAUUUCCAGAUACAGAUAUGAUGGAAGUCCUCAUCUGAGCAGAGGAUGGUGUCUGGGCUUUUGUGGGCAUACAUCCACGUCCAAGGACAUUGUUGGUGUGCCAACCUUAAAAACUGACUCUGAGAAUUUGAAGAAGGAAGGAGAAAGUUUGUGCCUGAAUUGAAGCUUGAGUCUGUUACACAGAGACUUGGGACCGGGCGAGAGAUAAAGAGGACCCAAGAGGAGAGAUGAGAUGAGAUGAGUGUUCAGGACUUUCUGAGUGGAAGGGGACUUUGAAAACCGAAGGUGGCCCGAGAAGAUGGUCAUUGAGGAAAGAGGAAACUGCAUUUUCUGGUGGAGAAGGAAGAUUACAGACUGGGUGCACAGGGUGCUUCUGUUUUGCUGCCUCUGCAGCCAGGACAGGAGCCAAAUCCUGGCUUUUCUGAGGCCAGCAGAGCAUCUGACAAUAAUUGGAGAAACUUGCAUCUUCCUCAGUAUUGAUUCCUUUCUCAAAAGUAUUCACUGCUGGAUUUUAGUGAAUUAUUGGUGUGUGGAUGUACACGGCAGGUUCUUGUAAGUAUUCAUUUGAAGUGGUGUGGUGUGGUUUUCCUGACAUGCAGGUCAGGUGCUUCUGCCUGGCCAGGCAAGUAUUACUCUUGGAGCCGGAUUACAGUGCAAAUAUUCGUGUCUUGCAAACUCCGAGUCUGCUGAGACUUCUGUUUUUUGAUAGGAGCAGUUGCUCAUUGGAAUUUCCACAGAGGAAGAACGUGAAGGAGGGAUAUUACCCUGCUGUUCCCUUUUGCAACAUUGGGAAAGUUUCAGGAAGGAAAGUCAGAGGAGGAUCCAGCCAGUUCCACCACAGGGCUGUGCAGGGCAGAGAUGGAGGAGGUGAGGUGCCUCAGUGCAUCUUCUGCUGCCCCAACGCAGAGCCAGAUGCAACACAUAGGUUUCAGCAAGUGAGAAUCUGAGCACAAAACUGUAACAGAGUGUAGCCCAAGGAACUCUUCAGGGCUGUUUACACGGGAGAGAUGGGAAGAAAACAGAAACCACUGAUGCCUUCUGCGGUUAUUUCAGUGAACUAAGCCAAGCUUGCAUGUGAGGUCAGAAGAUACUUCUUACUGUGCAGUGUCUGCAGACAGGACAAGAACAGUUCCUUAUUUUCAGUCUCACAUUCCCUGUGCAAACAGACCUGCCUUUUGGGUUGACGUGGGACUCUGCAUUAAGAGGUGCAGGACUGAACCUGGAAUGUUUAACUGCAAAGCAGUGCGUGAGCAUCACCUGUUGUGUGCUGAGCUGUGGGCUCUUUUCAGCCUGCUUCACCCAAGACAAAACGUUUCUGAUUUUUAGCUAAGCCCUUGGUUUCUGUAGGAGGUAGCAUCUGUCUGUAAGACAGCCAGCUCACAGCAAUGUUACUCAAAACAUAUCUUCUGUUUCCUAGUAGGGGAAAAAAAAAGCUGGUAGGGAAUUUUUCCUCUCCAGGCUAUUUUUCUAUUGGCUUUUCUCUUCCCAAAUCUUCUAGUGUGCCCCUAUGGCAUCAGGAAGAAUUCAGCUUUGGCAAAAGGGUGGUGGGAUUUUAUGCCAAGUUGUGUAGAGUGGAAAAGCAAUGGGUGCUCCUGGAUACACGUGUGUGCAGGACUGGCUCAAGGCUCUCCCUUCCUGUAGGCAUCAAGAGGAGGAGAAACACUGAGAGAACAUCAGGCACUUUACCCUGUACUUUUGCUGAAAACUGAAGUCCUUGCAACCCCAAAGGCUGCAGGUGCUGGAGCCCCAUGGCUGUGAGAUACCUUCGUUGUAAAACAAAAUUGCUAUGCUGAGUCCAUGCACUUACCUGAGUGUGUGUGUAGUCAGAUGUGUUGGUGUUGCCUUCCUUCUGGUUUUUGCACUUGUUAACGCAGCAGUGCUAGGUGGGUCGUGCCGUCAGGAGAGCUGUGUGUUUCAAGUAGUAGCAGCUUUGCAAAACCAAAUGUGUAAAACUCCUUUGAAGAUGCUGUGCCGCUUAAUAUAUGCCUUGUGAAAUAAUUUUAUUUUUCCUCUAAAGUUAAUUUAAAGGUCGUAAGGAAAGGCCGGGCCUGCGUGUGGCUGUGGCUGGCUGCAGGUGGGCACCUCCCAACCCCACGCAUGCCAGCGCUGCCCAGCUGGGACUGGGCCAGGAGGAUGGCAAAGCGAGGGGAUAGCAGGAAAAUGACAGUAAAUGUGCCAUCAUUUUGCUCCAAGAAAUAAGGAUACCCAGCUGCUUGGGAGUCCCACAGCACGUCAUUACUGGCUGUAUUAUUUCUUUGGAUGGAACUGCUUAAUGACUUCUGUAGAGGCAGGCAGCUGGGCGUGCCAUCAAAGGUGUGCUCACAGCCAGUGCUGCCCCGCAGACCAACCAUGAAUAGUUUGCAUGGAGCACUGCUGCCUUCCUGCUGGGUUUCCCAGCUCCUGGAACUGAAUGGUGGUUUGGGAAAUGGUGCUGUAGCCGUUCCAGGCAAUGUUGGGAACUCGUUGUAAAAUACUGUCAUUCUUUUAUUGUUGUUGGUUGUAUAGAGGAGUUGGUGUACAGUGUUGUACAGCUGGAGGGUCGUUUGUACAUAGGUGGGUAAACGAGCAGCAUUACGUGUCACCCACAGCAAAUAUAGAUACUGUUGGUCAGCCAAAGAUUUCCAAUUCUUUGCUGUUUAAACUCGUGCCUUAAUAUUGUAUAUAAUAAAUGUAUAAACGUGUUUCUUUC